Molecule: messenger RNA, 807 nt
Organism: Fraxinus pennsylvanica
Lineage: Eukaryota; Viridiplantae; Streptophyta; Magnoliopsida; Lamiales; Oleaceae
Source: the annotation of a GenBank genome assembly
AUGGAGCAAGCAGGAGAAGAAAAUUUGAAAGAUCAGCAGCCAAUGGCGGCAAGGCAGGUUAAGCUGCUGGAGAGUUCUAUGUCUCACUCUCAACACCACCAAGUCAACCAUCAGGCACCGCAGCAACAGAAGUGUCCGCUGUGUGACUCAACUAACACAAAGUUCUGGUACUACAACAACUACAGCCUAUCCCAACCCCGGUACUUCUGCAAGUCUUGCACAAGGUAUUGGACUCACGGUGGAACUUUGAGGAAUGUCCCUGUCGGUGGUGGUUGCUGGAAGAACAACCGGAGAAAAGCCUCAUCGUCCUCUUCAGACAGUGAGACUGGAAGAACUCAGCCCUUACAACCACCACUAAUUCCAUCCCAGAAUUCUGGGAUUUCAACGGUGAGCAUGAUUUCUCCAAUGAAUUCUAUCUGUUUUGGUGGUGAGAAUUUAUCUCACUCACGGGGAGUCAAUCAAGUAGCUGAGAAUUUGAGUGGCACCACCCAAUUCGACGAUGGAUUUGGUGGCGGCGGUGCGCUAAAUAUUCCAUGUCAAAAGGCACGACAAGCUCAACCUCAAGAAUUCCAAGCGCCUAAUUGUUUUCUCCCAGUUCAGGAACACCUGGUUCAACCCAGGCCUUUUGGUUCUCGGCCUGAAACCUUCAUCAACACCACCACCGCUUCCUCAUACACAACCUCCAAUGUGUGGAAUAAUUCCACAGGCAGUGCGACUGGUCCUUCCAACUACCCUAAUCAAUGGCAUGAUAAUCUGCCAAUCAUGUAUGAAUUAUUACCUUUUUAUAGAGAAUUUGAGUUUUGUUAG